CGACCAGAUGCCGUUCCACAAAAUACCAGUAGUGCUACGAGAAACUAGACUUGGUGACGCCAUCUCCCUUUCCUUCACGCUCACGCGCGAAACUCGCGUCCAAGCUGUACCUUGCUCGCCAUGUCUUCUGAACCCUCACCGGGAUCCACUACAUUAGACAUCCUGCGGGCUUACAGCCGUACUCCAUCUCCUUCAUCUCCGGAUGCGACAUCCAUCAAUAGACCACCGGAUAUUAACUUGUCUCUCCACAUACCAGAUUCUAGAUUUUCAACUAUUUCAUACAAUCCAACAUCAAUUCUGUUUACUGCGGACAAAAGCUUGCCGAACGAGACCAACGAGUCGCCCUUUCGAUGGAAUUUACCUCUGCCCGUGGAACCUGAGCAGAGUGGACCACCGUCUGAUGGCGGAAAGGGACAGGUAUCCGAUUCCACAGCAAACAUCUGGCAGGGCUGGAGAAUAAUCGUAUUUGGCUCAUGGUUCAACCUUUUAUUAUUACUGAUCCCCGUUUCUUGGACGCUGAGCUUCGUGCUCGAGAAACACCACAAGGUUAUAUUUACCUUCAGCAUCUUGUCCAUGAUCCCUCUUGUAAAGCUCCACGAUCUUUCAACUCGUGAGCUGGCACUUCGUAUUGGAGGCACAAAGGCCGGUUUGCUUAAUGCAAGUAUGAGCAAUACUGUCGAGAUGGUGAUCGCGAUCACCGCCCUCAGGAAGUGUGAACUAAGGGUCGUACAAUCUUCGUUAAUUGGUGCGAUUUUGAGCAAACUACUUCUUGUCCUGGGGAUGUGCUUCUUUGCUGGCGGGCUUCGCUUCUCUGAGCAAGGAUUCGACCAGACCGCUACACAGAUACAUUCAUCGCUUUUGAGUAUCAGCGUUGGAGCUCUGCUCCUCCCUGCUGCGUAUCACUUUGCAAUCAGUGGCGGAAAAGAUUCUGGCUCCUUUGAGCAGAAGAAUAACAUUCUGAAUAUGAGCUAUGGAGUCUCAAUCAUACUCAUGUUUAUUUAUAUCGCCUAUCUUCUCUUCCAGUUCUGGUCCCACAAGCAUCUCUAUCAAGAUACAAAGCUUAGGAGUAGCAAGCUAUCGGUCAAGAUGCCAGUCAAUUCGCGUUAUCUGACCGACAUGCUCUCUGCAUCCGUGACCCUGAACGAUAAACCUGGUACCACGCAUGAUGGCCAAAGUUCGGCUUCGAGUUCUCGACGUAGUUCAGUGAUAUCUUCCAAUUUCCCUCCGCUGCCCAAAUUUCCCUAUAGGAAUUCGCCGCUGAGUUCUUCUUCCGAGACCACGCUGACAGGGAGCAAGGAACAUCUUCCGGAAACGACUAAGCAGGGGCUUACACAGGAAUCUACUAAUCGGUUGGCCGAGGGAGUGUCACAACAAACUGCACAACCCGAGCACGAUCAUGUAGAUGGCAGCACUGUUGAUCUCUUAAAUCCGCCUUGGAGUACAUCACCGAUGGCAUCCGCCGUUGAUACCGACCCUAUCCGAUACGCUUCACCAGAGCCUAUGACCACCACUGAACGUGCGAAUCUGCAUAGGUCGCCAUCAGCGACCGAUAGUUUCAGAGAGCCGCAGCUCAGCUGGAUGGUCACCCUUCUGCUAUUGACAUUGGUUACUAUUACGGUGACUAUCACUGCUGAAGAUCUUGUGGAGUCCAUGGACGGGAUCUCAACAACGAUUAGCAAGCAAUGGGUUGGUCUCAUCUUGCUUCCUGCAGUCAGCUCUAUCGCAGAGUGCGUUACUGCAGUCAAUACUUCUGUGAAGGACCAACUGAAUCUGAGCGUGAGCAUCGCUGUCGGGUCGUCGAUACAAACCACCCUCUUGGUUAUUCCGUUCAUGGUCACCCUUGGAUGGAUCAUGGGCAGGCCACUGGCUUUACUAUUCGACCCGUUUGAGUCUGUGGUUCUCUACAUUUCAGUGCAUACCAUGAGUUUCGUGGUCGCGGAUGGGAAAUCAAACUGGCUAGAAGGUCUCAUCUUGAUCUGCUUGUACUUCAUCAUAGCCGUUUCCUUCUGGUUCUACCCCAUUUCCUCGAGCCUCCCAAUCGAACUCGCUGUCUGCGUGUAGCGACGAUGAUCUUUUAAAACAAUUCCUACCCUGGGUCCUGAGAUCGUAUUUUGCCCUACAAAGUAGACUGUCUGGUCUACUUUCUAAGUAUAACUUGUCAUUGUUCACUUCACAUCCUACUUCACACCUACUUCACACCCUACCUCACACACCCUGUAUUGCAUGUGAACUAUCUUCGACAGUAGAACAUUUAAUGAGUCGAUGUACUUUAUUUACUAGUUGAAUACAAGCAGCGACAUAUGGUCGCCUUAUUAUCCCGUACGCGGUACCCAGAGGCAUACCCUGUAC
Molecule: messenger RNA, 2349 nt
Organism: Suillus subaureus
Lineage: Eukaryota; Fungi; Basidiomycota; Agaricomycetes; Boletales; Suillaceae
Product: Sodium/calcium exchanger protein-domain-containing protein
Exons: 21
Coding region: 121-2061 (646 amino acids)
Biological process (GO): intracellular calcium ion homeostasis; calcium ion transmembrane transport
Cellular component (GO): fungal-type vacuole membrane
Molecular function (GO): calcium:proton antiporter activity
Source: RefSeq, a predicted model, not a curated record